Dujonia railenensis is the source of this 1245-nucleotide messenger RNA. The record is from the annotation of a GenBank genome assembly. Lineage: Eukaryota; Fungi; Ascomycota; Pichiomycetes; Serinales; Debaryomycetaceae.
AUGCAGUCCCGUAGAUGUGCAGACCCUCAUCUCGUACGAAUAGAUGCAAAAAGAUGGCAGGGUCCUUUGUUCUAUCCGUUUAGGUGCUCUUAUAUCGCGUGGAAUCGAGAUAUUAUGUCGUUUUACAAGUACAAGGAUAUCAUAGAGGAAGGGGACUUUGUUCUUGCCUUCAUUGGAAGAGGGAACUUGAAGCAUAUAACAGUUACUCCAGGCUCUGUGUUGAACACUAGAUAUGGUAGCUUCGAGCACGAGAGAAUGAUCGGAAUGAAAUUUGGUGAUCAGAUGAGUGGAGCCAGGGGAGUUGGAUUCAUCCACUUGUUGCACCCAUCUCCAGAAUUGUGGACCAUUUCCUUACCUCAUCGUACUCAGAUUGUGUACACGCCGGACUCUUCUUACAUCAUGCAAAGACUAGGAGUUACCACUGGAACCAGAGUGAUAGAGGCAGGUACUGGGUCUGGAUCCUUUUCACAUUCGUUCGCCAGAACCGUUGGAUCAGAGGGGGUGUUGUUUUCAUACGAGUUCCACGAACCAAGGUUUUUGGAAGCGAAGAAGGAGUUCCAAGAGCAUGGCUUGCUCGAUGUGAACACCUUGAUAACACACAGAGAUGUUUGCAAUGGAGGGUUUGAGAUAGAGUCGAUUCCUGAAAGGUUCAGCUCGGACUGCAAGUCCGUGAACGCAGACGUUGUAUUCUUGGAUUUGCCUUCUCCGUGGACCGCCAUCCCACACUUGCAAAAGGUCAUAGCCAAGAGGUCCAGAGUGGGGAUCUGCUGCUUUUCCCCAUGUAUCGAGCAAGUUGAAAAGACCGUAAAGGCGCUCCAGGAAAACGGCUGGAGCAGCAUUGAAAUGGUGGAAGUUGCAGGUAAAAGAUGGGAGGCCAGAAAGGAAAUGGUCAAGGAUAUCUCCGACGUGGUCAAGCGUCUUAAGGACAUCCAGUCCAGAAAAUCCCAGGGCAUUGAAAACAGAAGGCACGCCAAGGUUGUCGGCGAAAAGAGGGAAAUAAGUGAAGUCAACGACGAAGAUAGCGGAUCUGAGCCAAAGAAGUUUCAGAACUUGGGGAAGGGCUUCAAUCCAUUCGGAAAGGGACUCAGAGUCAAGGAAGGAGAUGACCAGUGGACAUGGACAAACGUCACCAAGAUAGAGGCUGACAUAAAGAGUCAUACCUCGUAUCUUACAUUUGCAUAUAUGAAUCCAAACGUUAGAAUCGCUGAGUUCCCAAAGCAAACCACGACGAAUGAAUCAAGCUAG